Molecule: messenger RNA, 1413 nt
Organism: Kuraishia capsulata CBS 1993
Lineage: Eukaryota; Fungi; Ascomycota; Pichiomycetes; Pichiales; Pichiaceae
Exons: 1
Coding region: 1-1413 (470 amino acids)
Biological process (GO): cell wall mannoprotein biosynthetic process; protein N-linked glycosylation
Cellular component (GO): mannan polymerase complex
Molecular function (GO): alpha-1,6-mannosyltransferase activity
Source: RefSeq, a predicted model, not a curated record
AUGUUUUUGCGAUUGUUUGAUAUCCAAAAGACCCAAAAAGUCAAUGAAUUUGCUCAAUCGCUCCUUGCUCCCAAGCUUGGAACUUCAGUAACUUUACUAACUUUCACCAGACCGUCUGCGAGCGGAUAUAAAAGAGUUAACAUGGCCGCAACUCUCAAGGGUGUGAUAGUAUUCGGUAUGGUGUCGCUGAUUUCCCUGGUGGGCUAUGCCCUAGCAUUCAGCAACUUUGGCAACCUUUACUUUCCACACUUUGAUACAGACUUAAAAGUGGAGUACUACGACCUCAAAAAUUACGUUGGCUCGAAGGAUGGAUGGCAGCGCGAAGAGCGCGUGCUCUUCUGCGUGCCGCUGAGAGAUGCCGCUUUACAUCUGCCCAUGUUCUUCGGACAUCUCGAGAACAUGACGUACCCUCAUGGUCUCGUCGAUCUGGCAUUCCUUGUCUCCGACUCUUCCGAUGACACCAUGGGUGUGUUGCAGAAGAGAUUACAUCAAUUACAGACUCACAAGGACAAGUCGAUGCAUUUUGGUGACAUAGAGAUUUUUGAGAAGGACUUUGGCCAAGCUAUAGGUCAGAGUUUCUCAGAUAGACACGGGUUUGCGGCACAGGGACCGCGUCGAAAAUUGAUGGCACGCGCGCGUAACUGGUUGUCUUCGGUAGCCAUCAAGCCAUACCAUUCAUACGUGUACUGGAGAGACGUCGAUGUUGAGACGAUUCCUCCUACGAUCAUAGAAGACCUCAUGCACCAUGACAAGGACGUGAUAGUGCCCAAUGUCUGGAGACCGCUUCCUGACUGGCUGGGCAACCAACAGCCGUACGAUCUCAACUCAUGGCAGGAAAGCGAUGGUGGACUCCAGCUAGCAUCUACCCUGGAUGAAGAUUCUGUCAUUGUUGAAGGUUACGUGGAGUAUGCAACGUGGAGGCCGCAUCUUGCUUACCUCCGUGAUCCAUACGGCGACCCCGAGGUGGAGAUGAGUCUCGAUGGAAUUGGAGGAGUUUCAAUCUUGUCAAGGGCAAAAGUGUUCAAAGAUGGAUCUCAUUUUCCCGCAUUUUCGUUUGAAAAGCACGCGGAAACAGAGGCGUUCGGGAAACUAUGUAAGCGGAUGGGAUUCAACGUGGUUGGACUACCGCAUUAUGUGAUAUGGCAUAUCUACGAGCCGUCGUCCGAUGAUCUUAAGCAUAUGGAGUGGAUGGCGCAGGAAGAGGAGCGCCAGAAGCAGGAGGCCAAGUUGAGGCAGAUAUACCAGAAGUCCUGGGAUGAGGCAUUCGAGGACAUGACCAGCUCGUGGAAGGGCGAAAAGAGCAGAAUCUUGAAGAACACAGAUCUGUCGAAAUACAGGCCUAAGGUGGAGGUUGAUUGGUCCGAUGUGGAUGAGACAAACAUGCAUCUUGCACAGUUUGAUCCGGAGGGGUGA